Molecule: messenger RNA, 2165 nt
Organism: Camellia sinensis
Lineage: Eukaryota; Viridiplantae; Streptophyta; Magnoliopsida; Ericales; Theaceae
Product: putative protein phosphatase 2C member 13, mitochondrial
Biological process (GO): protein dephosphorylation
Molecular function (GO): protein serine/threonine phosphatase activity; cation binding
Source: RefSeq, a predicted model, not a curated record
ACAAGACCAAGAGCCCCCCCCCUUCUUUCUCUCUCUUUCUCUCUGUAACUUUACAAAACAUUAUUCAGCUAUAUAAUCAAUUUCAUAUAGAGAGGGUUCCAAUUCUCUCUCUAGGGUUUCAGAUUCUCUUCCAAUCUCUCUGAGAGAUAUACUUUCUAGAGGGAGAAAAAAGCUUAGCAUUUUUUUUUUUGUUCUUUAUGAAUUAUGCGGAAUUCAAGCUGAUUCUUUCACUUCACUCGUACCUCAGAUUCGGAUCUUUCACGAUCUUCACAGUUCAGUUUCGAUCCGAUUAUAUGUGGAGCUGAACCUGGAAGAUUAAUGAACCGAUCUGUAAUAGCUUGAAAGAUUAUAUUAAUUGAAUCAGCUCUCAUUCGGUCACUUUAAAGGAUUAAUUUUCGUAAUCACAUUAAUGGAUCUGUCUUCGUGAUGUGUUGGAUUGGAGUCGACUACUUUGAGAGGCAAAAAGGUGGCAAUUGAAGCUGGGGGUCAUCCUUUUAGAUGGUAUGCAACAGUAGCUUUAGGUUCGUGAUUCUUCAAGCUGGGCAUAUUGAGAGAUUCACCUGGGGAAGGGUUCAAUUGAGCAACUUAGGAAGAAGUUUGAAUGCAACUUGGGCUCAGACAUAUUCCAAAGGUCACAAAUUUACCAAGAGAGGAGAGAUGAUGGUUGAUUCUGGUGCAACUGCUAAAGGAGGGCCUACUGUUGAUAUCUUGCGUGAGAAAGAUGAUGAUCGCAGCUAUGCCAGUGGAGGGUGGAAAAGGUGUGAAGACAGAAGAUUGAGCUGUGGAUAUUCAAGUUUUAGGGGGAAGAGAGCUAGCAUGGAGGAUUUCUUUGAUGUUAAGACUUCCAAGAUUAAUGGACAAACAGUCUGCAUGUUUGGGAUAUUUGAUGGUCAUGGUGGCUCUCGUGCGGCGGAAUUUCUGAAGGAACAUCUCUUUGAGAAUCUGAUGAAGCAUCCACAAUUUCUAACGAACACCAAAUUGGCUAUAAGUGAAACAUAUCAACAAACAGACAUGGAUUUCUUGGAGUCUGAAAAGGACACUUUUCGCGAUGAUGGUUCUACUGCUUCCGCAGCAGUUCUGGUUGGUAACCACUUGUAUGUUGCCAAUGUUGGAGAUUCACGGACUGUAAUAUCAAAGGCUGGCAAAGCAAUACCACUUUCUGAGGAUCAUAAACCAAAUAGAAGUGAUGAGCGGAAAAGAAUUGAAAGUGCAGGAGGUGUAAUAAUGUGGGCAGGCACUUGGAGAGUUGGGGGUGUCUUAGCAAUGUCCCGUGCUUUUGGUAACCGUAUGUUGAAGCAAUUUGUUGUGGCAGAGCCUGAGAUCCAGGAUCAAGAGAUUGAUGCAGAAUUUGAAUUGCUUGUGCUUGCAAGUGAUGGGCUGUGGGACGUGGUUCCGAAUGAGGAUGCUGUGUCAAUUGCACGAACAGAAGAAGAACCUGAGGCUGCAGCUCAGAAGUUAACGGAGGCUGCUUUCUCACGUGGCAGCGCUGACAAUAUCACCUGUAUUGUCGUAAAGUUUCACCAUGAAAAAGCAGAUCCAACUCCAUUCCAACCCUCCCAGUCCUGGAGCCAGCCCUCCCAAUUUCCAUCCCCAUCUCCGUGUCAGCCCCAGACCUCGACCUCCCAGUCCCAGCCCCACCAGCCCGAGCCUGAGCCUGAGCCCGAGCCCGAGCCCGAGCCCCAGCCCCAGCACCAGCACCAGACUCUGACCUCCCAGUCCUAGCCUGAGACAGAGACCUCCCAGUCCCAGCCCCAGCCCCUGCACCAGCACCAGACCCUAACCUCCCAGUCCCAGCCCGAGAUGGAGACCUCCCAGUCCCAGUCCCAGCCCCAGCCCCGGCCCCGGCCCCAGCCCCAGAAACAGAACCAGCCUCAUCAUGAUUAGAGAGAAUUCAGUUAAACAUUUCACAAGGAAUACCAAAAACAGUUUGUUAGUGCAAAGCUUGAGAUCUUGACAUGCAAUGGCUCAGACUGCAAGAGGGAAUUUGUUUAUUCAUUGGUUUGUUUCUAGUUUUGCAUUUUUGUUUUUGCUUUGUUGUUUUUAUUGAGUGAACAUGGGACCUGUAACUUUGUUUAUUCCAGCACAUGUUUAUAUAUAUAGUUCUGCGCUCUUCGUUGCAGUAGAGGUGUUAUAUCUGGGUAAUCUAAUUGGUAGUUCAAUAAAAA